UUCUCGAAUUCCCAAUUUGUCUUUUUUUUAGGGUAAUCAUUCAUUCAAUUCUCUGUACAACAAUUGAGGAGUCAAAAUCGAUUUUGACCGUCAAAGAGAGAGCGAGAGAGAGACUGAUCUUUUGGUUCAAUAGAUCUCUGUCUCUUCUGGUCUCUCAAUCGCCAUGGGUUUAUGGGAAGCUUUUCUCAAUUGGCUUCGAAGCCUCUUUUUCAAGCAGGAAAUGGAGCUUUCUUUGAUUGGGCUCCAGAAUGCUGGGAAAACCUCACUUGUUAAUGUUGUUGCUACUGGUGGAUAUAGUGAAGAUAUGAUCCCUACAGUGGGAUUUAAUAUGCGCAAAGUAACGAAAGGAAACGUAACAAUAAAACUAUGGGAUCUUGGAGGUCAACCCCGAUUUCGCAGUAUGUGGGAGAGAUAUUGUCGUGCAGUUUCUGCCAUCGUAUAUGUUGUCGAUGCAGCGGAUCAGGAUAAUCUGAGCAUAUCAAAGAGCGAACUUCAUGAUCUUCUAAGCAAGCCAGCACUGAGCGGAAUACCGUUGCUUGUUUUGGGCAACAAAAUCGACAAAGAUGGUGCCCUUUCUAAGCCAGCAUUAACCGAUCAAAUGGAUCUGAAAUCGAUCACGGAUAGAGAAGUUUGCUGCUUUAUGAUCUCGUGCAAGAACUCAACAAACAUUGAUUCAGUCAUUGAUUGGCUCAUCAAGCAUUCGAAAUCCAAAAGUUAAAGAAACCGAGUUUGAAAAGUAUUUAAACUUUGUUUAUCGUACUUGAUGUUGAGUUGGAGUUUGCUAAUCUUGAUCUGAACAAAUGAAAUUUUCGAGUAUUCGGCUCAUCGGCUACUGCUGCCAUUUACAUGUCUUACUUGAGUGUGAUCCAACCUCUGGAUGGGAUAUAUUGAGCUCAUUUGGUUUACUUGUUGCAGAUACUGUAUUAAUCAUUUUGGUUGCAUUUUAUGUGUUUUGUGCAAAAUUUUCAUCGGUGAAUGUAUAGACGUUAGGAGCUUGUGGCAUUUAUGGGAUAUGUUUCGUGAAUCACUAAACUUUAUCAUUUGUUAACUGAAUUAUCAAGCAUGUAUCGAUCAGUAUACGAUGAAAAUUUAAUCUUUUGGUCA
Molecule: messenger RNA, 1104 nt
Organism: Cynara cardunculus var. scolymus (artichoke)
Lineage: Eukaryota; Viridiplantae; Streptophyta; Magnoliopsida; Asterales; Asteraceae
Product: ADP-ribosylation factor-like protein 8a
Exons: 6
Coding region: 164-718 (184 amino acids)
Biological process (GO): protein transport
Molecular function (GO): GTPase activity; GTP binding
Source: RefSeq, a predicted model, not a curated record